GGGCGGCAGUGUAGGUGGCCUGUCACCUGGAGAAAGCGGAAGUGUUCCUCCCACGUUUUAAUUUGUUUUCAGCAGAAAUGAGUUUUAUUAAACCACGAAGGAGGACGACACGAAAUGAGAGGUUAAACCACGACGUAGGAGAAUACGAGUUUAGCUCGAAAAUUGUUCUUUUUCGAAGUUGGAGUCCGCCAAGAAGAUUGGGCUUGUGAAGAGGGAUGACAGCUGCCUUUUGAAGCGAACGACUCAAUUCACUGAUUUAAGAGGUGACCCAGCCAAGCGUCAUGGUUUCCAACGGAAGCGGGGAGUCCAGUCCGGACGGAGCAAGCGAGUCUGACACGACAAAGACGCUGAAACAUUUCCCACGGUACGGCUCCAUCGUGGGAGAUACCUGCCCCACUUGUCGAGGCACUGGACGAAUUCCAAGAGGCCAUGAAGACCAGCUGGUUGCUGUCAUCCCGUGUAACGAUAAAAGACUCAAACCCAGACGCACGAAGCUGUACGUCUGCGUGUCCAUGGCACUGUGUCUCUUUCUCAGCUGCCUCAUACUCUUCUUCCUCUUCCCCCGGAGCGUCACGCUGACCCCCGUGUCCGUGCUGUCCGUCAUGGUCUACUUCACGCCCGACACGGUGCAAAUGGAGGUCACGAAUCUCAUCAGUGUCAUCAACGACAACUUUGUUCCGGUCCAAAUCGUGGAGCUGGACGUCCAGGGUUUGAUCUCCCGCGUGGUGGUGGGCAAAACCAAGCUGUCCAACAUGUCCGCCAUCCCAUCACGCUCGGACAAAUCAUACACAUAUCAAAUUGACCUACCCAUUACUGAUAAAGGCCUCAGUGCUUUCUGCCAGUCCGGCGUCAUCAAGAUCCACACCUUAUUCCUGGAGCUGCAGAUGACCAUGAACAUAUCCUACUUGUCGCACACGGAGCAGCUGUCCGUGGACACCUUUGAGUAUAUCGACUGCGGCACCAACUCCACCACGCCGCACCCCGUCAGAUGAGCUCGCACAAGUACCAAAGUGUAUCUCGUGUGUGUGUGUGAAAUGCAUCUGAAGUGGGGUUCACACAUACCGAUAGUCGAGGCAGUUUUCAGUAUUUUGCCUCUUUGCUGAUGAAAGUGUGCAAAGCCUCAAUUGUCAGAUGCCUCUAAAAGAUUAUUCUGUGGUCUGGGCUGUGUUAAGAUUGAUUUAUUAUUUGCUCAAAAACCGGUCGGGGGAGACGAUUGUAAUUGUUAAACUUGUUCAAUAUUUACUAUAAUUUUCUUUAAAGAUCAUCGUGAGCAAUUACCUUAUGGUAUGGGGUGUGUUAAGAGCGUCUUUUUUUCUUCUCCCCCCUUUCCCAAUCAGCUCCGAAAAGGUUUGAGAAGACAAUCGUCAAUGUUAAACCUGUUCAAUAGUUACGAUUGUAAAUCCUUGUCUGUGGCCAACACUAAAUUCAGCACAGCCACAAUGAAAUGGAACAGUCAGCCAGUCAGGAAGCUCGCUGAAGCUGAUACCAGAGCACUAAGAACCUACAUGGUGUUUUUUUUUUUUGUUUUUUUUUCCCUUCCUUCCCCCCCUCUUUAUCUCUCUCUCCUCAUGUGUGGGCUCUGUCAAAUUUUGAAAAUUAGCCAAGAUGUUAAAAAUCGCGAUGUGUGUAUCCCGUUUUACUGUGUGACCAAAGAAGCACCUUUGUGGCACUUUAAUGGAAGGUUAAGACGACGUGUUCGUUAGGAAGAAGACAGAUUAUGAUUGUUGCACUUUAUGGUAGCCAAGUCAAUUUCAGCUUCAUCACACUGAAGGUUUUAUGACUUGAUUGAUAUUAAAGGGAAAAAACUAAUCCAGGCAAGAAUUGAAAUGUUCAGUAUUUAGAUGACAAAUUAAUUUGUAAUAUUACAGUAUUCACGUUAAUAAUCUUGACGUGCCCGUACAUGUUACACUGUUCAAUCUGCUGUUUUAUUCAUUGAUUAAAUCCUUUUGUAAACCAAAAUUACUCAAAUAUAU
Molecule: messenger RNA, 1973 nt
Organism: Phycodurus eques (leafy seadragon)
Lineage: Eukaryota; Metazoa; Chordata; Actinopteri; Syngnathiformes; Syngnathidae
Gene: tmem106a
Product: transmembrane protein 106A
Exons: 8
Coding region: 282-992 (236 amino acids)
Source: RefSeq, a predicted model, not a curated record